Brassica napus (rape) is the source of this 769-nucleotide messenger RNA. RefSeq lists its product as uncharacterized. The coding region runs from base 240 to 656 and encodes 138 amino acids. The transcript has 3 exons. The record is from RefSeq and is a predicted model, not a curated record. Gene Ontology annotation, molecular function: ATP binding. Lineage: Eukaryota; Viridiplantae; Streptophyta; Magnoliopsida; Brassicales; Brassicaceae.
UUGCACAUAAGACCACCUCCAUCGGAGGCUUUAAUGAAAGGUUCUAAAAAAAAAACCAAAAAAAAUAAAUGGAAAAUGAGUUAAAAUGACAGAACCGGUGCUAAAUAUAACACUUUUAGAACUGAUAAGGACCCUAUACGUGCUCAUUUGUUAUUGGCUAAUGCCUUCUCUUUCUUCCUUUUCUUUUUGUCGAUGUUUUUUUUUUUGUUUGAGAAAGAGAUCUUCGUCGAUUUUGAUCCAUGGUUUUGAGAAAUCAUCUCUUCACUUCACCAUGGCUGCUUCAGAUUCGUCUCUCCACCUUCAACCCCAAAUCCCUUCCUUUCUCCUUCUCCAGACCCGCCUCAGCUUCCCUCUUACCUCCUUCCAUCUCCUUCAAACUCCACUCUGAAUCCCCUUCCCUCUCCAUCUGCGCCGGAAACGUUGAGAUGGUUGAGGCGAUGUGCAGAGACAGCCGUCUCGUUCCUGGGGCUGCAGCUACUGAAAUAGAACUGGUUCAGAGAUUGAAGGAAUAUGUCAACGCAGAAACAGGGUUGGACAAAUAUGCCAUCUCCAAAUACGCAGAGAGCUUCAAGUUUCUUAUAUCGAUUAGUUUUAGGAUUUUGGUGUGUAAAUUGAUUACGAUCGGGAAUGACUCGUAUGUACAAUUGGUUGUCUAAGCUUAUGAUUGUUGUGCCAUUGAAAAGAUCUUGAGAUUGUUGUGAUAAAAACUAUUUUCAUGUAUGGUUCUUCUAGACGAUGUAUGCUUAUCGUAUAUGGUUCUUUUUGAGAA